Molecule: messenger RNA, 3005 nt
Organism: Odontomachus brunneus
Lineage: Eukaryota; Metazoa; Arthropoda; Insecta; Hymenoptera; Formicidae
Gene: Naa60
Product: N-alpha-acetyltransferase 60
Exons: 2
Coding region: 642-1505 (287 amino acids)
Biological process (GO): N-terminal peptidyl-methionine acetylation
Cellular component (GO): Golgi membrane
Molecular function (GO): protein-N-terminal amino-acid acetyltransferase activity; histone acetyltransferase activity
Source: RefSeq, a predicted model, not a curated record
CUCCUUGUGGAAAACUAAUAUUUUCGAAUGUUCUCAAGUUAGAAUAUAUAUCACAAGUUUACAAUGCUAGAAGGAGAGAUUCGUGAUCAACUCCCUGCAGUUUUCACCCUCCGGACACUUGCUUUUCAUGACAAGUCACGGUGUCCAAUAGAAGAAUUUGCUUUCUUCUAUUUACCGUAGCAAUUCUCAGUCACGGCCAACCUGCGCGUGCGACCAACAUAAGUCGUCUACAUUAUGUAUGCUCUGUUCUUUUUAGCUGCGCUGCUGAACUAUUGCGAUAAGUUAGAGUGAGAGAAAAUACAUUUGUUUUACUUUAAUUUAUUAUGCUAGUUCAGCAAUGUAGCUAAAAAGAACAGACCAAUGCUCAGGCGCGCGAAUACUAGCAAGACGGCGAGUGUCACGUCUGUCGUACUCUCCAACGAGGGGUCGUCGCCAACGCCGUUGCGCGAGCCAGUUAACGACGAAUCGACGGACAAAAACAAAAUGUUCACGACACGCUGCUGCGUGUUUACCAGCGGUGACCGCGUGUGCGUGGUGACGACGUGACGUGCUCGUUCAUGCCUUGUUGUUCGCGUGCGCAUCGUUCCGGUGGCCGUGAAUGAUCAGCCGUAAGAUGAUGAUCGAGAAGCUGCUGCGGCGCUAUGGCAGUGUCCUUUAACCGGUACCUGAUCCUACCGGAGAUCGAGAGAAGUGAGUCUGGUGCUGCCUCUGCCGCUGUCGCCGGACUGGAUGGCGAAAUACGCUCGUACACGAGCGAGAGCGUCGUUUCGAGAAGCUAUUGCUCGACUAUCGCUGGCACCACGACUGUUGCCGCCGUAACGCCGUUGACGGUGCCGUUGUGCGUGCUGGGCGACGUGCAGCUGCGUUUCCUCUGUCCCGAUGACUUGGAAGAAGUGCGCUCGCUCUGUCAGGAUUGGUUUCCAAUAGAUUAUCCUUACUCAUGGUAUGAAGACAUUACAAGCUCCUCAAGGUUUUAUGCACUUGCAGCAGUAUAUGGUGGUGUAAUAAUAGGAUUGAUCGUCGCAGAGAUCAAGUCAUACACCAAGCUGAACAAGGAGGAUCGUGGCAUUUUGUGUUCCAGUUUGGGCAAGGAUUGUCUAAUAGGCUAUAUACUUAGCUUGGGUGUGCGUCGCACGUACAGGAGGAAUGGGAUAGCUUCACUACUUCUGGAACAACUACUGGCCCAUGUAACCGCUCCCGAGCGUUCCUCCGUUAAGGCAGUCUUCCUACAUGUUCUCUCCAGUAAUGUUCCCGCCAUACUGUUUUAUCAGAGGUGUCAUUUUCGACUGCACAGCUUUCUUCCGUACUAUUAUUCGAUUCGUGGCAAGUGUAAGGACGGCUUCACGUACGUCCUCUACGUGAACGGCGGCCACGCGCCGUGGGGCAUCUGGGACUGGCUGCGUUACUUGGCCGGUGCGAUGACCAACUUCGUGCCGUGUCGAGUGCCGCGUUGGAUCUGGCAACGUCUUCUGUGGGCGAGCACUGUUCUGUCGUAUCACAGAUGAUAUAUUUUGUGAUUUCUUUUGUUCUUUUGUAUAUUUAUUUCUUUCUUUGAUUUCUAGAGGUGUUAUACGUAAAGUGCCAUAAACCGAUUGCAUCUAUAGUAGGCUCGUGGUAGAGCUACUGUCUGCUCUGUUCGUAAUCCGAGUCUACAAUAAAUGGUAGUAAGUCUGUUUAGUUUUAUAGCUCUAAGGCCUAAAAUUUCUAAUAAAAAAGCGUUUUUCGCCCUGGCCAGUUGGAAUCUGGCCAAAUCGCUUAAAGCUUAGGGAUUGUGACUUCGGAUAACGAAAAACGUUUUUAGCUGAAAAUUACAGUUUUGGGCUGAGAGCAUAAGGCUAAAAGUUCACUACACCUAUUAUAUUGAUAGAGUCGGACGUAUGAUUUUCUUAAGUAAUCUAAACGACCGCAAUGUGACGUACCCGAAGUCAGGAACAGACAUCGUGUCGAUUGUCAAUCUGUAGCGAUAUGAAGGAACAUUUACAAUUACAUUUGUCUAAAAUUCGGGAAGCAAGGCCUCAAAGUACUUUAGCGUGGCUACCGUUACCAAGGAUCGUCAGAAAAAUGGAGAACGUACCAGUACUAUAUAAUAGCGCGUUAAGAUACUCGACAUACAUAACUGCCAAAAAUUAUUAAGUUGACAUAGUUUAUACGUUAACGUUGAAUUUUUCUUCCGUGAUUUCUAACAGCCGAAAUUAUUGAUAAUUUAAAUUUGACUAGCAGACUUUUUGAUGUAUUUUUAUUUAACUUAGAGCGAGAUCAAAGAGGAUAAUUUAUCCCUGAUAUUUAUAGAAAUUUAUAUGUUGCAUGUAUAUCGAAAUAAGAGAUGUAUGCACAGAAUGAAACGAGCAAUAUAUUUUCGAGUCAUAGAAAUAUGUUAAAAAUCUUGUCAUUUAAAGAUAAUGUUUUACUCGAACUGAAUUUUAUAUUUGUUAUCUGUUAAAUAAUGUUCAUCGUAAAUAUUAAGUUUUGUGAUAUAUAUACACAUUUACUUUAACGUUAAAUUAAAUUAAAAUUAAUUUUAAUUUACUUUAACGUUAAAUUAAAUUAAAAUUAAUUUUAAAAUUGGCGUAUUUAAAUGUCAACUAAAAUUAACCUUGUAGGAACUUGUUAUAACAUUAUUACAUUCUACAUAGUGUAAUUUGGAGUAAUCUACAUACGAACUCUGAUAUAAUUUGAACAUAAUAUAUUUUUCUCGUUUCAUUUGGUGUAUAUCCAUUGAAGAACAUUUUAAUAUUUACCUUCACUGAACUGUGUGUUCUAGAUAAAAAUGCUUUUUUUCUUUUUUUUUAUCCACAUUAAAACGAUUAUAUUUACGACGAAAGCGUCAAGGAUAAAUUCAAAAAGAAAAACCGUGUGCGAAAGUGAGAUAAAUGCGCAUACAGAAGAUAUUUAUAUACAUAUAAUGUAAAUAUAAAUAUAAAUAUAAAUAUAUAUAUAUAUAUAUAUAUAUAUAUAUAUAUAUAUAUAUAUAUAUAUAUAUAUAUAUAUAUAUACACAUAUAUAUA